ACUUUGAGCGAAAGAUAUCAAGGACGAUGGCUGAAAUAGGAGAUGCCCCUUUACGGCCCCUCGUGUGAACAGCGAAAGCGAAGCAGCUCCGGGCCGGUGACAGCGGAAGAAGGCCAGAUUGCGUGUGGAUCCCAUCGUCGCGGUGUUGAGUGGACUAAUCGCUGACGGCAUGCGUUCGCCGCUUAUGGGACUGUUGCUGGCCCUGCUCGCGACCACACUAGUUCCAGCGCAUUCUCAACAACAACCACAACCAACCCAGCGCCCAGACUUGUGCGCCGAAAGUGAGCUGCAGGAGGCCCGGACUCUGCUGCGUAAUGCCGUGGCCAAGGUGGGCACCAUCCUACCUGAAAGCAUUCCUGUGCCCGGUGUUUCUUCCUCCGGGUACACCCUGUACAACGGUACUCUAUCACCUCUGCUUCUUACCGACGUCAACGUGACCGCACAGCAAGCCGUAUGUAAGGAUGACGUGCGGCAUUUCCCAUUCUUCAUCGGAGUCGGAACGGAUGCCACUAUGAGGGGCAUUUACCACUACCACUGCGCGGGCAACAACGUGACAACACCUGAAGGUCGUGGGCGAGUGACUGUGACAUUUUCCGGGGUCUCUUUCAAUGGCAAGCUAAUCCAGCAGCUGGUAGGCGAGGGCGGAAGUAGCAGCGUCGGCGGCAGUACCUCCUCGCAACAACCUGUGUGGAGUGUCGCGGUGACCCUGGGAGCGUAUCCUUCGUUCUCAGGCAUAGCCACGAGCCCGCAAAACUCUCAAGUGAGCGGAGUGCCUUACUUCGACAUGAUGCAGGCUGCGGACCGCUGCUUCGUGCCCGUGUUCGCGAAGCUACCCGAAACGCACGUGCUGCCCGCCCUCAAAGAAGCCCUUGGAGCUCAGUAGCUGCGAACGACUACGACGCCUCCAACAAACUUUAUUGUUUGUAGUGGGUCUAUGAGCACUGCCAUUGUCACUGUUUUAUUUCAACUAUCCCAGUGCAACAACGCCGGCCGAGCCCUUGAUCUUUAUUUCUUAAAAAACAACAACUUAUAAAUGUAGUCGGUGCAUUUUUAGUUAAAAUAAUCUGGUAACGUUAGACAAACUCCCAGUGACAUACACAAGAGAAACGAAUACUGCCAAAUAAAAUACAUUUAGUGGCUUGCGCUACAUAGAACUAUGCGUGGCUGGUUGUCGUGUCAAGUGCCACUUUUAGUUUCAGUUAACGUACUGCCUCUAAUUUGCUUUGGUCUAAAUGAUAAAUGCAAUAGGAAAACAGGGAAACAAAAGGGGCAGCCGUGUUUUUACAGAUGCACGAACAAGAAAAUUUUGAGCUUGUAUUCAUGCAUUCCAUGUUAAAUCGUGAACUCACCACAGCAGCCUGGUAAAUUUGAGCGCGUUCAGUGCGGUGGAAAAUUAGGUACUCGAAAUUGUUUUAUCGCAUUUCAACCGUAUAGCAGUCUGCCAACACUAAGUAGUGCAAAGUGAAAUGUACCUACAGAAACCGUUUCUUUGGAGUAACAAAAGACGAUCUCCAAGGCCACGCUUUUGUGGACAGGGGUCACUGGAAGUGAUUGCAGAAACUGCAAAUACUUCGAGGCAGCAAUGCGUUGUUUCGUUUGUAAUUUUGGGUUUCGGCGAUUUGUUACUGCUUUAUUGUCGUGAGUGAAAGAAAUGCUGGCACAUUUUAACAGCGAUGUCGUUUUGUGCCAUUCAGUGCCCGAGCAAGCGUAUUGGGCGGGGCAAAAGACAGAGCGGUGGUCGCUGAUUUGCUGAAGUCAGACAAUCCACGCCAAAAUGGCAGACAGCGAUAUCAAAUAGCAGUUUUGAGUAAAAAUGUGCUCUGAGACUCCAGUUUUUUUUAAUGCAGAUUACCCCUUUACUCUAUGUUAAUGUGUAAUCGAAGGACGACCGUGUAAAGGUCCAUUCAGGAGGAAAAUUGCCAAAAACAAAAUAGUAUUGAGCAGCCUUCUAAGGCACAGAGCGGGCCAGUACCAGAAAUUGUGGAACGUGAGACAAGCCUGAAGAGCUUAGUUCAUAGGGAAUCCGACGUAGUAAGAAUCGCAGCGUACGCUUUAGUGUAACGUACUUACUGCACAAUGACCCACAAAAGGAAAAACUAAUUUUAUUUUCUGAAAUUCGCGACAAGGUCCACAGCACAAAUGUAACCCAGGCAAGAGCUGUCAUUCAACGUUAUGUUUUAGCAUAUGUACAUAUCUUAAGAAUUCAAGCAAUAAAGUCAUGGUGUGUUCAAAACCAUGAUGUUUCAGGCUUUCUUAUAUCGCAAAUAAAAAGGUCUUUAGACCGCACCCAGGAUUCUUUGACCAAUGAUGAUGACGAUGCUUUUACGUUAUCUGAAACGCGGUUUGCAAGAAGCGAACCAUCGUCCAUGCAGGUCACUGGAGCUGACUUUUAUCUUGAAAUGAUCGGUGCUUGAGGAACUCUUAUAUGGCUUUAAGGUUUGCUAAUGAUGAAAGGCAUGUUUGAAAUGCAGCCUGCCUUUGUUACAGUAGGCUCUCAAACAGGAAACAAAAAUUAUCAAGUAUGGCAGUGCCUGCCAAGCGACCGUCCCACUGUGACUUACAAAUUAUACAAUAAAUAUUGGUCCUCUCCCUCCGCUAUUGUCUCUUUCGCUGACAAUGCCGAAAUCUCGCUUAUUUAGGUGCAUACAUAUGGUUUCCAACCAAAAGGCACAACAGUACAGAAAGCUUAAGUGGUUGAGAGUUAGCUCGUUAGCAACAUGCUCAGAGCCUUGUUUCGGAAAUAGCGAAGGCAUCAGUAAUAAUUUGGCACUACGCGCUGAAUAUGCUGGCGCUGAAUAUGCCGACGCCUUGUUAAACAACGGAGCUGUUUAAGCAAGGCGUAAUGUGUCUGCUGAAUCUAAAAAAAAUACCCUUGCCGAGCGAUCAGUCACCUGGAUUUCCUUGCAACCCCUUCGCGGAGGGGCGUGUGCUUCGCCUGUUCUCCGUGCCGUGCACAUGUUGCCUUGACAUGGGAGGUUAAGGAGAGGGAAGGAGAGCGUGCGCGCGGGGCCCGCUAUGCGCGGGAGAGAGAAAGAAAAAGAAAUUGUAUAGACGGUUUUAGUGUUUACAAACAAACCUCGCUUGCCGCUGACUGGUUGCCCCAUCGGAACUUCCGGCAGGAGAUCUAGAACCACUUCCGGCUAUGUUGUUUGAAGGCAUGCGUGACGCGAGGCCGGCGUGUAGAUGUUUGCACUGCUUGGUAGAAUCUGUGAUAAGCUGAUUCUACAUCGUGAAUAUUAUCGAGAUGACGAGCGACUACUUUAAGGCGCUUGGCACCGAAGCAAAAGAUCGGUAUCGCCAAAAGCUGGUGUUUAGAGGCGGAGAGCUGCCCGACCCGCUGGACGAUGAUGUGCGAUUUUCGUUUUCGUCGGGCUCCAAACACUUUCCCUCAGUUACAACACCAGAGCAACAAGCGGAGUAUAUUAGUAAGGACAUGCAAUGAACGCAGACUGUUGUCUUCAGGGCACGUAAUAGGACUGCCGAAAACUCUAAUCUUUUUAAUGGCACUUCUUUCUUCUGUCUGAAGUUUUACGUGCCAAAACUAGUUCUGAUUAUGAGGCUCGCCGUAGUGGAGGGUUCCUGAUUAAUUUUGACCACCUGCAGUUCUUUAACGUGCACUACAACACAAGCACACGGGCGUUUUUGCAUUUCACGAUGGCACUUUUAUUGCUGCAAGAUGGAGGAUGAAGUGGUAAGCUGUGCAUGUGUACAUGCACAUGUUUUCUGCGUCAUAUGCCUUGUUUCUGCUUUUAAAUAUGCAUUCACAGAUAACUGUACAUUCUCAAAAAUCAUGUAUUGCACGACACCUAGGUCGACUGAAAUGGUACUAACUUAAAGGCUCACGAAAUUACCACACUUCUAGCAAAAUGAAACCUGUAGUGUUGGGCACGAGAUUGCAAUCCAUAAUUGGCCUCCGUUAAUUCGUAAAUGUUUUAGAAUGUGGCCGAAACUUCCUACAUGCAUGCACGGAAAUCGCUAGCUUUUCUGCGAUUCUGCUCUGCCGUACCGUUACGAAUGCUCACAUGCCGCCGCGGUGGCUAGGCGGUUACGGUGCUCGGUUGCUGACCCAAAAGACGCCAUUUGGGCCCCGGCCGUCGCAUUUCCAUCGAGGCGAAAUGCUAGAGGUCCGCGUACUGUGCGAUGUCAAUGCAUGUUAAAAAACCACAGAUGGUCGAAAUUAUCCGGAGCCCUGCACUGCGGCGUCCGUCAUAGCCUGAGUCGCUUUGGGAUGGUAAACAUAAUAAACCAAUGCGCACAUGUACCUAGGGUAGUAAAGCUGCAGAAGUGCACUUGUGCCCCAGAUACCAAAAACAAUAAAAUAAAACGGCGGACAGCAUGGCACCCACUAAACAAUAAUUUAAACUCAUGUUCGUAGCAUGGCAAUCCACGCCGAGGCAAGAAACUGGACGAGCGGGCAAGCUCCGGGCAAGAGUCGAGCUGCUCUCGCGUGAGUUACACGACAUACGGCCAGAACAAUCGCGCAGUAACACUUUUAUUAUUUCGCAUUAUAUCAGUCUGGCUACUCCACGUAGUAACGUACAUUGGAUCGAUGAAGUGAGCAGAGCAAAUCUGGGAGCUCUUGGUAGGCUGCCACCUAUCCCGGCGCACCGCUGCUAUCCAGGCGUUUCUCCUGUCAUCCUCGAUAGAAAACCUAAACGUUCGCACUUUCGAAAGGAGGUUGGCUCCUGAACGAAGGCUGCACCCUGGCAUGACACAACACGAACCCAUCCUUGAACGCUUUCACAGGUGAUAUGUACGAUGCGGUAUUCAUUUUCAAGCCAGCAACAGCCAGUAAAACAUCGAUGAGGAGUGAACGUAAUGAAAACAGUCGAUGCUCCAGAGAGCUACUCGCCGUCACGCAACACACUGAAUGCCACAAGUCGCACUUAUAUCGAUUAACCCGAAAAAUAACACAGAAUAUGCACAGGACAAGGGCGCGAGCGAACAAAAUACCAGCAAAAAACGAGCAAAAGAAAUCGCUACCGGAAGUUUCCUAAGGGCGCCGGAUGCCGGCGCACAGCGUUGCCAGAGCGCGGUGGGCGCUGGAUGAAACCGUCUAUAGCAGCGCCAACGAGGCAACGCGCAGAGCUGCUUUUGACGCUCUUGGCGUUUCCCCGUUUUUCGGUGUUCGCGCCAAACGCGCGCGGUGUCCGUGACUGCUGCAGGCGCCGCUGGCGUCAGCUCGGCAGGUUUCGACCAGCCACGCCCUGACCAGCCAUGCCGCGAGCACUAGAAGAAGAAGCCGCUCAUCUUGAAGCACGUCGCGCGGCCAAGCGAGAAUCUGCGCGUCGGCGGCGAGCCGAUUCGGAAUACUGUUACUAGCAGCACUUAACAUUUCCUAGCAAAACGUAGCCAAGCCUAGUAAAACCUGGAAGAAUUUCCUAAUUUCCUAUUGCCACUAAUUCAUACUAAUUAUGGAAAACAAUCUGGAUAUUUCACAGCAUUGUCCACUUGGAACAGCCUCCCACUAGAUGUGAAGCGCUCUUUUUCAUUAGGUCUCUUCAAGAAAACCUUAUUCACUUUUCUACUAGAGAAACGAAAUUGAUCACAUAUUUAGUCUAUUCACUUCACUCCGGCUCAUUUCUCUUUCGUUUCUUUUUCCUUUAUAUGAUUUACAAUUAUGCACACAAUAAACUUUUCUCGUUCGUUUUGUUGUGAAUGCUUUAGCUACUACCAUAAUUGUGCUAAUAGUUAGUGACUCUGCAUUAUUUCCAGUUUGUACUUCAUUUACUUUGCCUAAUAUUCCACUUAUUGAUUACUACAUUGCUGUUUUAAGUUAUGUAUUAGCACAAAUGUAUAUUUUCUGUCAGGAGGUCCCCUUUCAGCUACAUGCUCUGGGACCUCCUUCUGUAUACUUAUGUAAGCUGCAUUCUACUUACGAAAGAAAAUAAACUGAAACUGAA
Dermacentor silvarum is the source of this 5903-nucleotide messenger RNA. RefSeq lists its product as uncharacterized. Bases 170 to 883 code for a protein of 237 amino acids. The transcript has 3 exons. Lineage: Eukaryota; Metazoa; Arthropoda; Arachnida; Ixodida; Ixodidae. The record is from RefSeq and is a predicted model, not a curated record.